This is a messenger RNA of Mycena citricolor, 860 nucleotides long. NCBI's taxonomy places the organism in Eukaryota, Fungi, Basidiomycota, Agaricomycetes, Agaricales, Mycenaceae. The record is from the annotation of a GenBank genome assembly.
UCUGAACUUAAAACCGAAGAAUAAUUAUUAAAAAAAUAUCACAUAACGAUAGAAACAAAUAAAUUUAAUAAUGAAAAGAAUAAUGCGAUAUUAAAUAAAGACGACGGUGUUUGAUAAUUAAGAUUUAAUUUUUUUAAACCAGACACGCUAGCUAAAACUCUGCCCUUGAGGUUACUUCCUGUGGAGUCGCUAGUCGGCCAAGGUAAGGCUAGUCCACUGUCAUCUUUUCUAAUAGGUUCCUCCUUGGCUUUUUCUACCACUUGUUGCUCCACGUUUGUAAAUAAUAUUAUAAGUACUCCAACUACAGGUAUUAGGAUCAAAUAAAAAAUAGCGCUAUGCUGAAAGGCCGAAAUUAAAGUAGCCAUUUUAGAAAAUUUUGUGUAUCUUUUCUUUAGAUAAUUUAGAUAUCUUUGAUCUUUUUAAAUUUAGCCAGGGUACGUGCCCUUCCUGGUCACUGUCUCCCACUUUAGCUCCCUCUGCAAACUUAGUCCUCCGCGCUUCGCGACUCCGCCCUCAUUCAAGCUGCUUCGCGUACAGCAGCUAAAAUAGACCUUCGCUCCCACUCAGGCUGCUUUUGGGGACGCUAUGUUCCCUCCAGCCCUGCCUUUUGCGACAGCACCUGGCCGGAAGCUGGGGCAGCGCAGGUUUGCGACCCGCCCGCUCACCACCGCAAGCGGACGGACGCACCGAGUGCGGAGGGGCGCCUGCGGAGCGAAGCAGGUACGAGGGGGGGAUUCUACGGUAUGCUUUAUGCGCUUCGCGACUGUGUAUACAGCGGUCCGAAGGCGGGCAAGGGUAGUAGACGAAGCAGUAAAUUACCUCCUUGGUAGUGCUACCUUAAUUCUUACCUUUCAGGAUUU